AUGAAUAGUAAGCAAACAAAAGGGAUUUAAGAUUAAUCUAGUUAGCAGCAAUCAUAGUCUUCAGCUCCGAAGUUAAGCAAGGCAUAAAAAAGGAUAAAGCAAAAAUAAGAGGAGUUCAGGGCUAGGCUAGAGAAAAAUCGGCCAUAGCCUAUUGAUACACUUCAUCAAUUAAAUGAAGCUCUAAAUGUAGAAAUUGAGAAACUGCGUUCAAUAUAUAUGGAAAAUAUGAUUGGCUUACCACCUGAACAUGGAUAUUAUAGAUCUUUCUAGAUCAAUCUUUUUCCUUAACAAUUAAAGCUGAAGUAUUAAGAUGAAAACGCCUCUGAUUAAGCAGAGUUUUAUUUAUUUUUAAUUUUUAAUAUACCCAGAGAAUAUCCUGAUUAAAUGCCAAAAGUUUCAGUUAAAUCUUUCAAGGGAUUUGCAAAAUAAGAUGAACAAUUACUUUAAGAAAAGCUCUUUGAUUAUGCAUUAAAAAAUUCAGGAAAAGAAAUGCUUUUUGAUUUGAUUUUAUAAUCUAGAGACUAUGUAGAGUCAGCGUAUAAGUAUUUUAGUAAUAUGAAAAAUGAGGACAUAAAGUAACUUCAAUUGAUAGAAAGAAAAGAAAAAGAAGAACUUGAAGAGCGGUAAAAGAAGAAGAAAGAGUUGGAAGAGAAGCAAGCGUUAAAAAUGCUCUAAUAAGAAAAACAAAGAGAGAAUAUAUUAAGAAUGAAUGAAAAUGAUGAGUAAAAGCUGAGAAUGUAGUGGUUAAAUGAAAGGGAUAAGAUUAUACAAAAUGUAUAACAGGAAGGGAGAGAUCAUUCGAAUAGUAUUUAAUCAUAGAAUCAAAGUAGUAAUUAAAGUAAUAACAGCGAACGUUAGUUUAAUAGCAAAGAAAAAUAUAUUUUAGAUUAUUAUGAAAAUCAGUGCGAUGUUUAAGAUGUUUUAAUUAUGAAUUUGAUUGAUUUAGUUGUCAAAUUACUAAAUUUAGACUAAAAUUCUAUUAAAAACCUUACUAGUGCAUUGAAUAAUUAUCCAAAUUUAUUUUAAGAUGAUAUGACGAAAGUUAUUAGAUAGUAAUACAAUUAUGUAUUCAGUACUAUUACUAAAAAUACAUUGAAAGCUUUUCAUAAGUAAGCUGUUAAAAAUAUUUCAAACUACUCUUAAACUGUCUAAGACCUGAUUCAUUGUAUAUCAGGAAAUUAAGAUAGGCAAGAAAGUUUGCUCAAUAGGGUUUAGUAAAAUCUUGUAUUAACUAAACAGCAAAGUUCUUAUAGUUAGUGUUCUUGCCAAGGUCAAAAGAUAAAUAAUUCUUAAAUAAAAAAAUCGUAAUCUAAAAAUAAUAUAAGUAGUAAUUAUGAGAUAGUGAUGAAUGGCUUUAGUGAAAUAAACAAUAUUAAAAACAAUCUAAGUGCAAGUUCAGGAUCAGCAGGAGGCAAUUAGACUUCCUCACCUAAAGAUAGCAAUUAGUAAGAAAUGUAAAAAAAAAAGUUGAGAUUAAACAAUUCAGAUAAUGGUGAAAAAAGGCUUAGUGAUUCUGCAGAUAGUUUGUAAAGUGAUCAUCAAAUUUAAACAUAAGAUAAAAAGAAUAAUUUGUUAAGUUUCGAACCAGCUAACACAGAGAAAAGUAGGUAUCUGACUGAUUUCGAAGAAAUUCAAGUUCUAGGAUAAGGUGCUUUUGGUUAAGUAGUUAAAGUUCGCAACAAGCUUGAUGGUAGGUAUUAUGCAAUAAAAAAAAUUAAAAUAAGAAAAGGAUAAAAUAUUGAAAAGCUUAUGAGAGAAGUUACUCUUCUGUCCAGGCUUCACCACAGGCAUGUUUUAAGGUAUUAUUAGGCUUGGUUAGAAGAAUCAAACUAGAGUGAGGAAGAAGAAAGUAUGGGAUCUUAGAUGAGUGAUUAAGAUGAUGACAAUGGCGAGCUUAGUGAUGAUAGAUAUAGAUAUCGAAGCAACAAUUUUUCAUCUCGAUAUUAAGACAAUAAUUCAUCUUAUUACGAUUUAUCUUCAUUAAGAAAUUCUUAAGAUAGCUCUGUUAGAGAAUAAUCAGGGAAAAAUUAAGAAAAUUAGAAAUAUCCUGUUACAAACUUUAAGUUGAUGAUUUUAUUUAUUUAGCUAGAAUAUUGUCCAUCUACCUUGAGCCAUUAAAUAAAAGAAUUAAAAUUCUAGCAGGAUACUGUGUAAAUAUGGUAAUAUUUUAGGCAAAUUCUUGAAGGAUUAAACUAUAUUCAUUCACAAAAUACAAUACACAGAGAUUUAAAACCUGAAAAUAUAUUUAUUGAUUGCCUAGGAGAUAUCAAAAUAGGUGAUUUUGGACUUGCAAAAAGCUAAAAGUAAAAUGUGUUUUCAAAAUAUCAAUAUGUUAUAGAAAAAGAAGAAAAUGAACUUUUUAACUAGCUUGUGAAUAAAUAGUAUCUCACAGAAAAAGAGUUGGAAGCAAUUGAUUAAACAUUAAAUGUAGGUACUUACUUCUACAGACCACCUGCAAGCUAAAGUAUGCAUGAAGAAAGGGCAGAUAUUUAUGCCCUAGGGAUAAUUUUUUUUGAAAUGUGGUUCUACUUUUAGAGCAAGUACCAAAGAUUUAAAGUAUUAACUAUUCUAAGAAACAAUAACCUUUUUCCUGAUUAGUUUGAACAAUUCCACCCUAAAUAAGCAAAACUUAUAGCAUGGAUGCUUAAUUUCUCAUCUCAAAAAUGCUAAAAAGUUAUGGAAAUUAUGUAGUCAGACUUAAUACCUCCAAAAAUAGAGGAUGACUAUAUUGUUGAUGCAAUAAAAGCAUUGAAUAAUCCGUCAGGUCCAGUUUUUAAAUAAAUUCUAGAAGCUCUUUUUAAAGGUGGACACAAAGUAAAUGAAAUAUCUAAUAUUCAACAUUUCACCUCACACACAGGGCAAUUAGAGAGUUAAUUUAAUAACUACUUCAUUUCUAAAAUUUAUAGUUUCUUUGAGCAUAAAGGAGUACUUAACUACGAAUCUCCUCUCAAUGUUCCUCCUCCUACUGUUUAACUUAAAGACGAUGUCAACAUUGAGAUUGAAAAAAAUAAAUUUUCUAAUAACCCAACACUAAUGACAAAAGAUGGAAAUAUAAUCUAUUUAAGAUAAACAUUAAGAGAAAGUUUCAAAAAGCACUUAAGGAAAGUUAAUAAAAUAUUCCUUAGCAAUUAAGUUUUCAAGAGAUAUGAAUUAGGAUAGGCUUUUAGAUAUUAGCAAAAUAGAGAAAUAAAGAAAGAGUCUCUAGUUGAUUAUGACUGUGUUAAUUUGAUAGAAGAUUUAGAUACAUAUUUCCUAGCUGAAACUAUAAUGUAUGGAGUUGAGUUGAUGGAAGAAAUAGGUCUCUAGGUCGUUAAAAUAAGAAUUAACCAUGUGAACUUUUUAAGGUACUACAUGAUAAAUCAUCUAAAAUUCAAUAAAGAAUAAAUCAGAUCAUUAGAAGAAUUUUUGAUAUCAGCUUAUACAAAUCAGAAAGAUAUUAAAAAGAGACUAAUAAAUGAUUUUUAAAUUGGUGAUAAAGAUGCUGAUAAAUUACUUUAAUUGUUAAUGUUAAGAGGAUCUUAGCAAGGGAUAAAAUAGCAGAUUUUGCAUAACCUUCCUAAUUGCAAAGACUUGGUCUUAAAAAUUGAAGACAUAGAAUAAGAGUUUUCCAACCAGUAUGUCAAUAGUAAAAUGUUUAAAGGUGAGGGUUAUUAUAAAGUUCCUGAGAUUAUUAUUGAUAUAAGCUUGAGUGGAAAAGAAUUAGGAUUUAAAGAAGGAUUUUAUUUUUCAAUUGAAAGUUGCAGUGUUAAAAGCAGCUUCGUAUCUUGCAUUGUAGGUGGAACCUAUCCUAUUAAAAUGAGAAAAUUUUAAAACAUGUGUGAAAUUUCCAUGGAUAAUAGCUUUAAUUAAAUAAAUAUUAAUACAAAUUACUUUUCUUAAUAGAAUUCGCAAUAAAAUUCUACUAACUUAAAUACAAGCUAGAUUUCACAAAAUUUAUAAGUCUUAGAUAUUUCUGAUAUUGCCUCCUAAUCAAGCUAUUCAUCUUCAUCAAGUUUAUCUAAAAAGAAAGUUGUUUCGAAAAAAGGAGAUUGCAUUACAAGAUAAGUUUCUGGAUUUACAUUCCUAAACGAUGUUGUAAAUGAAAUAAUAUAAUCAAAAUUAGACAGAAAAAUAAGCUAAAUACCUUAAAGGUUUUAAUAAUUGCACUUCUUCAAAUAUGAGUGUAUAAUAUGCAGUUUUGGGAAUAUACCUUCUAUCGAAAAAUUGAGAUUCCUAUAGUGCUGCUAAAUAAAUAAAAUACCUGCAAUGCUCUACUGCUAUAAAAACGAGUAAUUUGCAUAGGAAGAGCAAUAAAAUUUUGCUGAUUACCAUGAUAUUCCCUUGGUAGUCUUCAUAGUUGAAAAGAUUUACCAAUAAAAGAAGAAAGCAUUUGUAAAAACUAAGAAAGAAAAGAGUAAAGAAAUGAGCUUGGAGGAUUUCAACUCAUUCCUUUCAAAAAAUCAUAAAAAUAGUAUAAAAAAUUAUUUAUUUUCGAAAUGA
Molecule: messenger RNA, 4479 nt
Organism: Tetrahymena thermophila SB210
Lineage: Eukaryota; Ciliophora; Oligohymenophorea; Hymenostomatida; Tetrahymenidae
Product: RWD domain protein
Exons: 10
Biological process (GO): protein phosphorylation
Cellular component (GO): cytosol
Molecular function (GO): protein binding; eukaryotic translation initiation factor 2alpha kinase activity; ATP binding
Source: RefSeq, a predicted model, not a curated record